AUGAAUUUAAUGAAAAGACUUAAUAUAUUUAGUAGUUUGUUAAUAAGUAGAAGUGCUUCACCAAAAAUGAAGAUUGAAAAAAUGGCUCCUGUCAUUCCCAUCUCACUAGAAACCUCCAGCUCAAAAGCUGCAGAGUACCUUGCCACGGGCCAAGUAAUAGCUGUUCCUACAGACACCAUCUACGGUUUAGCUUGCAGUGCUAACUGUCCAGAAGCUAUAAAGAAACUCUAUAGUAUUAAAGGCAGAGAUUCUGCCAAACCAGUAGCAAUUUGUGUGACAUACAUUGAUAAUGUACGUAAAUGGGGCAAUGCAGAACAUCUAAGCAAUGAUUUACUGAACAGUUUACUACCUGGCCCUGUGACAGUAGUGUUAGAAAAGACUAAAGAGUUAAAUAAUCCAUAUCUCAACCCAAAAACUACGAAAAUUGGUAUUAGGAUACCUGAUCACAGCUUCAUCAAUAAAGUUACUGAGAAGUUUGAUAUGCCCAUAGCACUGACUAGUGCUAACUUUAGUAAUGAGCCUUCUACACUGUCAGUAAAGGAGUUUCAACACUUGUACUGUCAUUUGGGGGCAGUUUUUGAUGGAGGAGUGCUAAGUCAGGGCUUAGACCAAAACAGGACAGGUUCCACUGUAGUAGACCUGUCUAAAACUGGAUGUUAUAGUAUUAUAAGAAGGGGGACAUCAUAUGAACAUGUUGUAAAAGUUUUAGAAGAGAAUGGUUUAACCACUUGUUAAUUUUGUUUCAAA
Molecule: messenger RNA, 747 nt
Organism: Cydia amplana
Lineage: Eukaryota; Metazoa; Arthropoda; Insecta; Lepidoptera; Tortricidae
Gene: Tcs1
Product: threonylcarbamoyl-AMP synthase
Exons: 1
Coding region: 1-735 (244 amino acids)
Biological process (GO): regulation of translational fidelity
Cellular component (GO): cytoplasm
Molecular function (GO): tRNA binding; nucleotidyltransferase activity; double-stranded RNA binding
Source: RefSeq, a predicted model, not a curated record